Molecule: messenger RNA, 796 nt
Organism: Parasteatoda tepidariorum (common house spider)
Lineage: Eukaryota; Metazoa; Arthropoda; Arachnida; Araneae; Theridiidae
Source: RefSeq, a predicted model, not a curated record
UGCACAAACUUUUUAGGGCUCUGUCUGAUUCAUUGGGAAAGUGGAUAUGACUCCAGAGCUGUUAACAAUGGAUACAAGCCAAAUACAUUAGAUUAUGGAAUAUUUCAGAUCAAUGAUGACAUGUGGUGCAAGAGUCCUCUACGUCCCAGUCAAAAUAGAUGUGGAAUCCCAUGUGAAAGACUAAAAGAUGAUGAUAUCACUGAUGACGUGUCCUGUGUUUUAAAAAUACUUAAGGAAAAAGGCUUUCAUGAAUGGAUGUCAUAUGGACUUCGAUGUAACAGCAAUACAGGUGAAUACAUCAAAAACUGUGAUAUGACUUCAAGGACAGUGAACAUAGGCAUGAAACUAAGAGAUGAACCUCAACCUCAUGUCAGGUUUAACGUUAACUUGGUAACGGAACAGCCACACCUACUCAAAGUUCGAUUAGGCUUGACUUCAGACCCUAAAGGAUUCAAAGUCAACGUGAACGCCAAAGAAGCCAAACUGAAUUUUUUCACGAAAUUCCUAAAAGCUCAUUAUAAAAUUAAACCCUUUUUUAGCUUGCAACAAUAUGUCACCAAGUAAGCUGACGAAAAAGUGCAACUCACCUCAUCAGUGGACAAUCCUAUUUAUGUGCCAAAGUGGUUAUGAAUAAAAGAACUGAAAGCUACCUUUAAGAAAAGAAAUCAAAAUACACACCAAAUAUUUUUUUUUUACGAGAAAGCUCAGCUUUUGUUCAAAUGGGUAUAAAUCAGUUUGGUAGCAGGUUUACCAGUUGAUAUUAAUGUAAUUUAAAAAAAUAAACGUUGAAAUUUGU